CCCAAUGAGAUCCAAAACUCGAGUACAAAAAUUUAAUAUGAUGGCUCUGCUUGUGGUGCCAACUCCAAGCCAUCUUUAAUGAAGAACCUCCUCCAAAAAUACUCAACCCUCGACGUGGCUCCUGCACAUUUCACAUAGCUAGUCCACCAUAUCCUAUGGCCUUGAUUUAGUUCAUGGCUGCAGAGUAGGACCCCCAGCAACAUCAUACAGAAAACUAUCUUCCUCUUAUCUCCUGAAGAGAUGAGGUGAAUCCAUCAUUUGGAUUUCUUGUGCUUUGUUGGCCCUUCGCUCAGAUAUCUGUAGAUAACAGUCGCUCUCUCUGUUUUCUGCUAUAAAGUUGACAAAUAUCUCAUUUUCCCUUCCCCUGCACAUUUCCUAUUUGUUUGCUUGCUCUCUAUAUUCAUCGUUUGCUUCUUUUGGCCCGCUUUGUUUUUGUCCACUUUCUGUUUUCAAAAGGAAAUAUGUACAGUAAUAACCACCGUUUUGUUCCUUGUUUGCAUUGUAACCCGCAUAGCUACAUUAGGAUGGUUCAGCAUCUUAUAGAGAGAUGUUUGCUCCUUCGUAUGAACAUGGAGCAAUGUGUUAAGGCACUAGCAGAGCAUGCCAGCAUUAGGCCAGGCAUUACCCUCACAGUGUUGAAAGAGCUGCAAAAAGAGAAUAGGGACUUCUUUCAAGCAUAUUUCCUUGCUAUUUCUCCCAGGCCCUUCAUCAUGACUGGAAGACACAUUCAAAGGACAUCAAGACUAACAAGAAAGAAACAGUACUGGAAGUGAAUGGAAAUCAAGUAAAGAAAAAAUAUCGUUGCAAAAUCAUCUUGUAGCUAUAGUUGUAACUUUUAGGUGAUAUAUAUAGUUUAGUUUGAACCUUGAAACAAUGCUAUGGGUAUUUUCAGCUACUAAUAAUUUGGAAAUGAGAAUAAAGUCAACUUGCAUAA
This is a messenger RNA of Rubroshorea leprosula, 934 nucleotides long. The record is from the annotation of a GenBank genome assembly. Lineage: Eukaryota; Viridiplantae; Streptophyta; Magnoliopsida; Malvales; Dipterocarpaceae.